Molecule: messenger RNA, 3634 nt
Organism: Pseudophryne corroboree (corroboree frog)
Lineage: Eukaryota; Metazoa; Chordata; Amphibia; Anura; Myobatrachidae
Product: oocyte zinc finger protein XlCOF7.1-like
Exons: 1
Coding region: 39-1919 (626 amino acids)
Biological process (GO): regulation of transcription by RNA polymerase II
Molecular function (GO): RNA polymerase II cis-regulatory region sequence-specific DNA binding; DNA-binding transcription factor activity, RNA polymerase II-specific
Source: RefSeq, a predicted model, not a curated record
AUGGUCACACAAGCAGGAAUAUCUCAGAAGGACAUCUAAUGUUAUCCCCGGAUUGUGACAUAAAAGAUAAUGACAGUAGACAGGAUUCUCCAGGAGAUAACCCCAUUACCCCAAUUAUACAUCCAGCUUCGUCAGCUGAUCCCUCUGAUCCUGGGAAAUGUUCUCCUGAUCACUCUGAUAUUGGUGCAUCUGUUACAGCUCUGACAGUAGAUACAGUGUUUCCCUGUUCUGUAGAUGCCAAAUGUUUUACACAGAACACAAAGCCUAUUAACCUACACACAGGUAAGGCAGGUGAGAGGCCACUGAUAUGUUCUGAGUGUGAGAAAUGUUUUACAUGCAAAUCAGAUCUUGUUAUACAUCAGCGAAGUCACACAAGUGAGAAGCCAUUUUCUUGCUCUGAGUGUGGGAAAUCUUAUUAUUCUAAAUCACAUCUUGUUAUACAUAACAGAAGUCACAGAGGUGAGAAGGCAUUUCCAUGUUCUGAGUGUGGGAAAUGUUUUGCACACAAAUCAGUUCUUGUUAGACAUAACAGAAGUCACACAGGUGAGAAGCCAUUUUCUUGCUCUGAGUGUGGGAAAUGUUUUACACAGAAAUCAAGUCUUGUUAAACAUCACGUAAGUCACACAGGUGAGAAGUCAUUUCCAUGUUCUGAGUGUGGAAAAUGUUUUGCACUUAAAUCACAUCUUGUUAGACAUCAGAGAAGUCACACAGGUGAGAAGCCAUUUUCUUGCUCUGAGUGCGGGAAAUGUUUUACACAAAAAUCACAUCUUGUUACCCAUCAGCAAAGUCACACAGGUGAGAAGGCAUUUCCAUGUUCUGAGUGUGUGAAAUGUUUUACCUGGAAAUCACAACUUGUUAUACAUCAGAGAAGUCACACAGGUGAGAAGCCAUUUUCUUGCUCUGAGUGCAGGAAAUGUUUUACACAAAAAUCACAACUUGUUACCCAUCAGCAAAGUCACACAAGUGAGAAGGCAUUCCCAUGUUCUGAGUGUGUGAAAUGUUUUACAUGGAAAUCACAACUUGUUACACAUCAGCAAAGUCACACAGGUGAGAAGGCAUUCCCAUGUUCUGAGUGUGGGAAAUGUUUUGCACACAAAUCAGCUCUUGUUAUACAUCACAGAAGUCACACAGGUGAGAAGCUGUUUUCUUGCUCUGAGUGUGGGAAAUGUUGUGUAAGUAAAUCACAACUUGUUGCACAUCUGCGCAGUCACACAGGUGAAAAGCCUUUUCCAUGUUCUGAGUGUAGGAAAUGUUUUGCAUGGAAAUCAGAUCUUGUUAUACAUCACAGAAGUCACACAGGUGAGAAGCCAUUUUCUUGCUCUGAGUGCGGGAAAUGUUUUACACAGAAAUCACAACUUGUUAUCCAUCAGCAAAGUCACACAGGUGAGAAGGCAUUCCCAUGUUCUGAGUGUGGGAAAUGUUUUGCACACAAAUCAGUUCUUGUUACACAUCAGAGAAGUCACACAGGUGAGAAGCCAUUUCCAUGUUCUGAGUGUGGGAAAUGUUUUGCACACAAAUCAGUUCUUGUUAGACAUAACAGAAGUCACACAGGUGAGAAGCCAUUUUCUUGCUCUGAGUGUGGGAAAUGUUUUACACAGAAAUCAAGUCUUGUUGAACAUCACGUAAGUCACACAGGUGAGAAGUCAUUUCCAUGUUCUGAGUGUGGAAAAUGUUUUGCACUUAAAUCACAUCUUGUUAGACAUCAGAGAAAUCACACAGGUGAGAAGCCAUUUUCUUGCUCUGAGUGCGGGAAAUGUUUUACACAGAAAUCACAACUUGUUAUCCAUCAGCAAAGUCACACAGGUGAGAAGCCAUUUCCAUGUUCUGAGUGUGGGAAAUGUUUUGCACACAAAUCAGUUCUUGUUAGACAUCAGCGAAGUCACACAGGUGAGAAGCCAUUUCUAUACUCUGAGAAAUAAAUCAUCAGAAUCAGCUUUAUUGGCCAGGUGUACUCACGUACACUAGGAAUUGUUUGUUGUACAAUGCAUCGCCAAGCAGCAACAUGAAAGGGGAAUGCAUAGCAUAAGAAGGGGGAAAAACAUAGCAUACAUUACACAUAUGAGUUCAUACUGCACAUUGCAACUGUACAAUAGACUCGACAUAUUAUACAUGUAAGACUAAAAACGAAGGCUGCUUGGCAGAGCAGCACUGAGGCGCCAACUAGAACUCAAACAAUGCACAUAAUACAGAAGAAUUAAGUAUUACACAUCAAAAGAUAAACCACACAGACAAAAAUAAAAAAAAUAUACAUUUUGGGUAAUAACUACCAUGGGCUGUGUAUUCCACCCUCACAGGGUACCAGGUGCGGCGCACUGUGUAGGAUUACCCUCGGUGGAGUAGUCCAUCCUUGAGGGGUAGGCCUGUAAGGUACUACUGAUGUUCUCUGCCAGAGGGUUAGUGGGCAUAGUCCUGGUAAUUUCGUUUUCGAGGUUUGAUGAGUCCACAUAAUGUUUUGGAUUUCUUUCUUGAUGUUCAUCAAUGUUUGUUCAACUGUUUUUUUAACUGUUAAUUUUCAAAACGCUUAGAGAUAAGAACGCUUUGAGUAUUUUAACGCACAGCUGUGCAUGGCUGAAGCUACAGAUAUACUAUGGUAAAUUGACACAACUACAGCUGAGACAAAUGUCUCACUAAUCAAAGGAGCUAAAUUACCCAGUGUUUGACUAAGCAGACACCAGCCCAGUCUGCCUUGAUUAAAUAUGCGGCACUGACCAGACUUUGAAACACAGGUAUUUUAAAUUACAAAGAAAACCAGAAAUCACAAAACUAACAUGAGAUUUGAACAUACAUUUAGAAUAGAUGUUUUGCUGAGGUUUAGAUUGCAAUAGCAGAUAACAGGGUGAGAUUUGAACAUACAUUUAGAAUAGAUAUUUUGCUGAGGUUUAGAUUGAGAGCCCAGUACCAAUCCUAAAUGGUUGUCUAGCUGAGCUCCAGGUGUGGGUGAUGCCAGUUGGCUGUGACUCAGUCCUGGUGAAACAGGUCCUUAUGAUAGAAGCUCACCAACAAAGGGCAGGGCUACAGCUCAGCUUUACUACCAACCAGACAUACGCUUGGGGGUUCAGAGUUACAAAAUGCUGAUCAUGUGCGGAAUCUUGGUGUUCUGGAUGGUGGAGUGACACUUACACAUCGGUAUCUGCCACAAUCAGAUCCUCAUCUGAGGAACAUAACCAGACUCCAGCACUUAUUUCUCUCAGAAGAUCUACCUACAGUCAUACAUGCACUUGUAUCAUCACACAUAGAUUACUGCAAUGUCCUCUACCUGGGUCUCCCAGCAAAAGAAUUGCACCGCUUGUAGCUUGUACAGAAUGCAGCAGCCAGGCUGUUACCUAACCAGCCCGUUCCUGCCACAUAACACCCAUUCUCUGCUCCCUUCACCGGCUGCCUGUAAGAUGGUGACUCUAUUACAUAAUCUUACUGACUCUCCCAGCCCUACAUGACCUGGGCCCAUGGUACCAGAACCAGCUUCUGCCUCCUUACUGCCCUGCUUUCUUACUUCCACCUGCACAUGAAGGACUGUUACCAGCAGUACCAAGAAUCCCCAAGCAAUGCUGAGAGGUCAGGGGGAAGACAUGGUGGUGGCACUAGUGCUGUAGCGGGGGCUGCCGGAGGCACUGUCAGUGGGUAAUAUUGUCCCCAA